This is a messenger RNA of Fimicolochytrium jonesii, 1744 nucleotides long. RefSeq lists its product as uncharacterized. The coding region runs from base 207 to 1634 and encodes 475 amino acids. The record is from RefSeq and is a predicted model, not a curated record. The transcript is spliced from 5 exons. NCBI's taxonomy places the organism in Eukaryota, Fungi, Chytridiomycota, Chytridiomycetes, Spizellomycetales, Powellomycetaceae.
UACUGUACGCACGGGAGUGGCCAUGUCCGAAAGCAGGUCCGAAAGCAGUGGAUUGCCCUCGACAUCCCCCUUUUUGCUUUGGACUGUACUACGUUGCAUGCAUAGAAGUUGUCACACCACCCAGCUGAGACAACCAUCGUCAAACACAACUAUCUGGGAGCAAGUAUAACUACUCCGAAGUUGCAGCGACGAUAUUACAUACGACAAUGGGCACCCCCGAAUUCCGCAACUUCCAGCCCGACACGCCCCUUCGCCGCUUCGGCACCUCCUCCAAAAGCAACAUCUCGGCCACCAGCGGCUUCUUCUCCCCAUUUCGUCCUCAGGCUCGGACGUCCUCUCUGACCGACCGGCUGUUCGGCACCCCGGACAACAAACAGGCUCUUCAACCCUGGAAAGCCUCACACGAUGCUGAUAGUGUGUCUCAAGGGGAGGGGUUGACGCGGGUUCCGCCUUUUGGAUUGGGAGGGAUGGUAGGGUCACCCGGCCCCUCGUGUGAGGAUAUGUUUGGUGCAGGUGGAAGCACGAAGGAUGCCGAUGCGUACAUCCCCUCAAACGGCAGAUUCGAUGAAGAUGGACAUGCGGAUGAUGGGUGGAACAAGGAGGAAGGUGUCGGUUCGGAGGCGUCGACUUUGGGAUCCAGCCAACUUAAGUUUGAGUUCCCUAUCGACACGCAAACGACCGAGGAUGUGUUUGGCCUUGGGGACUUUCAGGAGGUGUUUGUGACUGAGGAGGACUUGGAUAAAGCGCGAGAGAAGCUCUCUGAAGAAGAGGCGAAGACGCCCGAGCAGUCUAUCAGUGAGAUCUUGCACACACUGCAAAGGUGGUGUGUGCAAGAUGAGAAGGCAGAAAAUGGAAAAGAUUCCUCAGACGAGGAGCCUGUAACCAUCUUCGCAGACGUUGUCAUCUGUUACAACUUCAUUGAACUAAGCUGCGGCCUCGUGCGGCUCCAUGAGUCCCGACUAUCAUGGCACGGCAUCCUGCCUUCAGCAUCACAAUUGAUGAAGAAUGCCGGCCCAAUUGUUGCAGGCAAACCUACUACAAUCAGCUGGUCGCGUGCUCUUCUGACGGACAUUCGGUUCAAAAACUUGUCGGACGGGAAACCGCUGCUCAUGUUUACAGUGGAAGAGACGCAUUUCCUGCAGUUGUGUUUCAAGGAGGGGAAGCGAAAGCCAGGCAGUGUACGGACCUCGUGCAGCGGAUGGGCGACUCUGCGAUCAACAGUGUACCCUCGAGCGCACCAGCUGCUUCACAAACGACAAACCCAGAGGCAGUGCGAUUAUCCCUCACGCCCCCGUCACCAGCGGCACUGUCGCCAGAGAAAGGUGUUCAUCUACUGCCUAUCCCCGCCGCGUUGCCGCCACAAACGCCUGCCCCACGACGCGUGUGGCGGGAUGCUGUUGGCAUACAUAGGAACGGCAGAAGCAUGUUGUCGCAAAGCGAAGCCGGCGCCGAGCCAGUUUCCGUCGUACAACCAUCUUCAGCAAGCGCAUCACCAUCACAUCCAUCACCAAAGCGACGGCCCGCAUCCGCUCAAAUACCAGCAUCCAUCAGGGAGUCUACACAAUCACAUAAAGAAGCCUACGAAGCACGCAAACGCGCCAUCGUACAAUCGCGUGAUGAAGCCAUCAGACUAGCUCACGAACGAUGCGACGCGCUUCUUGCCGAGCUUGAGCGCGAAAUGCUCAACUCCAGCAGUCGUGCUGAUGUCGAGGAACAUGCAGAGAGCAGGGAAAGCAGCGGUUUG